This is a messenger RNA of Paecilomyces variotii, 1164 nucleotides long. RefSeq names its product rhomboid family protein. The transcript has a single exon. Bases 1 to 1164 code for a protein of 387 amino acids. NCBI's taxonomy places the organism in Eukaryota, Fungi, Ascomycota, Eurotiomycetes, Eurotiales, Thermoascaceae. Gene Ontology annotation, biological process: retrograde vesicle-mediated transport, Golgi to endoplasmic reticulum. The record is from RefSeq and is a predicted model, not a curated record. Gene Ontology annotation, cellular component: membrane; Golgi apparatus.
AUGGCCUUUCGAGUCAACCUCCCGCCUGCCACGCGCACCCUGCUAAUCAGUGUCCUCGCCCUUUCCUUCCUGUACAACAUCGCAAGAUGGCGCCAGCUCGGCCUCACCCCGACGCCUAGUGUCCCAUACCUGACACUUAUACCGGCACGGUUCAUCUUCUAUCCUUGGACUCUCCUCACGGCUACUUUCGUCGAGCAGAACAUCUUUACCGUCAUUCUCAAUGCAGCAACUCUCUUCUAUGGUGGGAAAUACCUCGAGCGGGCCUGGGGUUCGCGCGAGUUUGGCAAGUUCAUCGUCAUCGUUGCGCUGGUUUCGAACGCGGUGACGGUGCUGCUGUAUCUUAUAUGGGAUUCUUUCGACGGGGAUCAUCUCAGAGGGUACGACUUUUUCUCCCAUGACGAAUGUACCACAGACUGUUCUCCGGCUGAUACUCUGGGCUUAAGUCGGACCCCCAUCUGCGGCGGUGUAGCGCUUCAAGGAGCCUUCCUGGUUGCUUUCAAGCAGCUCGUCCCCGAACAUACGGUUACGAUCCUCCGAGGCGUCAUCAAGGUGCGCGUCAAGCACUUCCCGUCCCUUUUCCUCCUCCUCAACACUAUCAGCGGAGUCGCUUUUGGAACGGAUACCGCAGCCGUCCUGGCCUGGGUCGGACUGUUGACUAGCUGGACAUACCUACGAUUCUACAAGCGCCAGCCAGAUCUCUCUGGGACCUCGACCAGUGGUCUUGGUAUCAAGGGUGAUGCCAGUGAGACUUUUGCGUUUGCAGGAUUCUUUCCGGACGCAGUCCAGCCAGCGAUUUCUCUGGUCGCGGACAAGAUCUUCGACAUUCUCGUGUCGGUGAAGGUCUGCACCCCGUUUUCGGAUGAGGCUAUUGCUUCUAGCAAUGAACAGGUGCUCGCACGAGGCGAGGCUGGUCUUCCCAGUCUGCUGAACAAUGGCAGAGGUGGAACGAGAGGCAUGGGCAAGCGAGAGGAGGCGGAGCGAAGACGAGCUUUGGCUCUCAAGGCUCUUGACCAGAGACUGCAGGCAGCCACUGCGGCACGCGCUCAGUCACAAUCUGGCGUUUCCAGUCCUCCGACGCAUACAUCAUCUCCAGUCGCAACGGCUACAGUGUCUUCUGGACAGGGCAUGUUAGGGGAGACUAACUACGCCCCUGACCAUUCCUGA